CAACGCAUUUCUCUUAAGAGUAAACACAAAAAAAAAAAUAAAAAAAUGAAGAAAUUCCUCCUAGCAAUCCUCUCUUUGCUCCUAAUCAUUCGUCUCGGCCGGGGUUUCGACUUCCACGAGUCCGAGCUAGAGACGGAAGAGAAACUAUGGGCAAUGUACGAGAGGUGGAGGGCCCACCACACGGUCUCGAGGAGCUUAGACGAGAAGCACACACGAUUCAACGUGUUCAAGGCAAACGCACGCUACGUGCAUGGCUUCAACAAGGGAGACGAGCCGUACAAGCUUCGACUCAACAAGUUUGCCGACAUGACGGGACACGAGUUUCGAAGCAUGUACGCAAACGCUCGAGUGAGGCACCACCGCAUGCUCCAGGGGAGCGUGCGGGGGAACACUACCUUCAUGUACGAGGGCAUGAAGAGUGUCCCGGCCUCGGUCGAUUGGAGGGCGAAAGGGGCCGUUGUUGGAGUCAAAGAUCAAGGCCAAUGCGGGAGUUGUUGGGCGUUUUCAGCUGUGGCGGCCGUGGAAGGGAUAAACCAGAUAAAAACGGACAAAUUGGUGUCGCUAUCGGAACAAGAGCUUGUCGACUGCGACACUCAAAAGAACCAAGGCUGCAAUGGAGGUCUAAUGGACAUAGCAUUUGAGUUCAUAAAAAGUGAGGGCGGUAUCACGACCGAGAUAAACUACCCUUACAUCGGCAAAGAUGGAAAGUGUGAUCUCGAGAAGAUGAAGUCUCCGGCAGUGACAAUCGACGGCUAUGAAGACGUGCCGGAAAACGACGAAGAUGCACUGAUGAAAGCAGUCGCCAAUCAACCCGUGUCGGUUGCCAUUGACGCGGGUGGUUAUGGUUUCCAGUUCUAUUCAGAGGGGGUAUUUACAGGGAUUUGUGGAACAGAGCUAAACCAUGGGGUGACAAUUGUGGGUUACGGAACAACAGUUGACGGAACCAAAUAUUGGAUCGUGAAAAACUCUUGGGGGCCCGAAUGGGGCGAGAAGGGCUAUAUCAGGAUGAAACGAGGGGCUAGAUAUAAAUACGGGCUUUGCGGUAUUGCCAUGGAAGCAUCUUAUCCGAUUAAGAAUAAGAUGUCAUCCAACAAUGUUCCCAAAGAUGAACUCUAAAAUCGCGAACAUGUCACAGACAUUAAUUCUUCUGCUGUUUGUGCAAGUAACUGAAACUCCAUGCUACGAUUAUGGAGCUCCUUAACACAUUAUUACAAUUAUUUGUGAGGUGAAUGAAAUUCAAAGAGAUAUAGUGGAUUUGAAAUCAUGUGUGUAUCGGGCGUGAUUUGCUCGUUUAGUAAUGAAAUAAACUGUGUCCCUUUAUAUUUAAAGAUACUUUCGCAUUGAUAUAGAACAAGACGUGU
This is a messenger RNA of Striga asiatica, 1361 nucleotides long. NCBI's taxonomy places the organism in Eukaryota, Viridiplantae, Streptophyta, Magnoliopsida, Lamiales, Orobanchaceae. The record is from the annotation of a GenBank genome assembly.